Messenger RNA from Rotaria sp. Silwood2, 390 nucleotides. The record is from the annotation of a GenBank genome assembly. Lineage: Eukaryota; Metazoa; Rotifera; Eurotatoria; Philodinida; Philodinidae.
AUGCCAUUAACUAGUGAAAAAACUCAUUGUACAUUUAAACAGAAUUCAAUCGAUCCUCAAAUAAAAGUUAAUUAUGAAUUAUGGCAAGCUGUUUUACAAAAAGAACUUGGUCCUCCACCAGAAAAUGGAGUAAGAACACAUUGUUGUGCAACAUUUGUUGUUAAGAGACAAGCUAUUCUUGCUCAUCCAAAAAAGUUUUAUUCAAAUAUUAUUGAUUAUAUUCUUGCUAAUCAACAAUCAGAUCAAUUGACAGGUAGAACACUUGAAUAUACUUGGCAUAUGAUUUUUGGUCAACCAGCAUAUAUUAACUAUAGAACAUGUGAUGUAUUUGUUUGUGAUUCAAGAGGAAUUAUUUCUGUUGCAUUGGGUGAUAAAAAAAACACUCAAUAA